CGCCCUCUAGACAAAAGAACCAGAGAGAGCGAGAGAGCGAGAGAGCGAGAGCUUCGCUGAUGGCGAAGACCAAGCCGGGCAGGAAGGACCUCGAUUCCUACACCAUCAAAGGCACCAACAAGGUCGUCAAAGUUGGGGACUGCGUGCUGAUGCGGCCGGCGGACUCGGAAAAGCCGCCGUACGUUGCGCGGGUGGAGAAGAUCGAAGCCGAUCACCGGAACAAUGUCAAGGUGCGCGUCCGCUGGUAUUACCGCCCUGAGGAGUCGAUUGGGGGACGGAGGCAGUUCCAUGGGGCUAAGGAACUCUUCCUCUCUGACCAUUACGAUGUGCAGAGCGCCCACACUAUUGAGGGCAAGUGUGUUGUUCACUCCUUUAAGAAUUACACCAAGCUUGAGAAUGUGGGGGCAGAGGACUACUUUUGCCGUUUUGAGUACAAGGCUGCUACUGGGGGCUUCACUCCUGACCGCGUGGCUGUGUAUUGCAAGUGUGAGAUGCCUUAUAAUCCAGAUGAUCUCAUGGUUCAGUGCGAGGGAUGCAAGGACUGGUUUCAUCCAGCUUGUAUGGGCAUGACUAUUGAGCAGGCCAAAAAGUUAGAUAACUUCUUGUGUUCAGACUGUGUCUCCGAGGAUGAUGCCAAAAGGUCUCCAAAUUCCUUUCCUGUGGCGCCACUUUCAGAGACCAAGGUUGAAUCAAAAAGACGAAAGCGAUGAAUUAUCAAUAUUUAACGUUGUUUAUGAGGUGUUGUGUCUUUAUGCUGCAGUAGCCUCUUUCUUUUGUUGGCAGUAUAGAAGUGUACAGUAGAGAGGGAAGAAGGACUGACUGUGCUUGCACUAACCAAGGCCAAGGUGAGAUUUUCAAAUUUGUAUGUUCAGUUUGGUAAUAUGUUAAAAUCGUCCUUGGGAAGUGAGCAUGGAUGUUUUCUGUCUUGAGUCUGGUUCUUAGCUUCAGAAGAGGCUGUCAACUGUGGGGAUACACCAAAAAGCAGAGAAAAUUGUGUGACUUUCAAUUGGUAAUGUUCUCUAUUCGUCUUAAUGACAACUUUGUGUUUGUUGUAAUCUUUUUAUCAUUUUAUUGACUUCAAGCCUUUUGCCUGAAAAAGUUUCUGUGUGUUCACUUGAAUUUGAAGUUGCAUUUUGCCCCUUCUUUUUAAUUUUAUCAAGUUGAUAGUCUCA
This is a messenger RNA of Dioscorea cayenensis subsp. rotundata (Guinea yam), 1172 nucleotides long. Its product is annotated as chromatin remodeling protein EBS-like. The record is from RefSeq and is a predicted model, not a curated record. Bases 60 to 710 code for a protein of 216 amino acids. The transcript is spliced from 5 exons. Lineage: Eukaryota; Viridiplantae; Streptophyta; Magnoliopsida; Dioscoreales; Dioscoreaceae. Gene Ontology annotation, molecular function: chromatin binding.